Molecule: messenger RNA, 1189 nt
Organism: Anneissia japonica
Lineage: Eukaryota; Metazoa; Echinodermata; Crinoidea; Comatulida; Comatulidae
Product: dihydrolipoyllysine-residue acetyltransferase component of pyruvate dehydrogenase complex, mitochondrial-like
Biological process (GO): pyruvate decarboxylation to acetyl-CoA
Cellular component (GO): pyruvate dehydrogenase complex
Molecular function (GO): dihydrolipoyllysine-residue acetyltransferase activity
Source: RefSeq, a predicted model, not a curated record
UAAUCAACCGCUCGAGUGGGUUUUGCUGGUCUAAAUACACCGGCUAAAAUUAGCGACAUUUUUAUGUAAAAAUAAACAAUAUGCAGAGGAAUAUAUCUAAUUGCGUGCUGCAAGUUUGCAGAAAGCAAACUUUGCAAAGCAUCCCAAAGCCAAGAAUAAAUAACGUGUCGUAUAUUGCAGCAAGAAGAGGUCUGCAUGCACUUCGGUCAAUCAGAUUUACUGACCAAUCAAGAAAUUCCUCCAAACCAAUCAUAUUCAGGUUGUCUAGGCGACUAUAUUCAAAUGAAGACUUGCCUAAGCAUUAUAUUAUUCCAUUACCUGCUCUUUCUCCAACAAUGGAGAUGGGGACAGUAGUGAGGUGGGAGAAGCAAGCAGGUGACAGUCUCAGUGAAGGUGAUGUAUUGUGCGAGAUUGAGACAGACAAGGCAACAAUGGGCUUCGAAGCACCGGAGGAGGGAUACUUAGCAAAGACCUUUGUCGAAGAGGGUACAAAGGAUGUCCCCAUCGGAAGGCUCCUUUGUAUAAUAGUUGAAAAUGAGGACGAUGUGGCUGCAUUCAAAGAUUAUCCUGAUACUGGCAUGGUAACAGAGGGCGCUCCAGAAGCAAAGGAUUCAUCUCCUCCACCACCACCUACACAACCAGCUGCACCUGUUUCUACACCACCACCGCCAUCGCCACCACCUGUGGCAGCACCCCAACCGCCACCAGUCCGCCAACAACCAAUUCAACCUGCAUCAUCAGGGGAAAGAGUUAUUGCAAGCCCCUUGGCAAAAAAGAUAGCUUCAGAGAUGGGAAUUGAUUUGCAGGCUUUGCAGGGAACUGGUCCGGGUGGUAGAAUUACUAAGUCAGAUGUGGAGGGUUAUGUACCUCAGCAAAUACCAGUCAGCACCACAGCCCAAGCAACACCGAUGCCAAUCACUACAGCUGACUAUACAGACAUCCCACUUUCCAACAUCCGAAAGACCAUAGCAAAGAGAUUGUUAGAGUCGAAGCAGACAAUUCCACAUUACUACCUCACUGUUGACGUUGAGAUGGACAAUGUACUACAAUUAAGAAAAGAAUUGAACUCCAUCUUGGAAGCUAGCGGUGAUAAACUCUCAGUAAAUGACUUCAUCAUUAAAGCUUCUGCCCUUUCCUGUAUGAAAACUCCGGAAGCCAAUUCCUCGUGGAUGGAUGAUAAAAUACGACA